Messenger RNA from Ictalurus punctatus (channel catfish), 4277 nucleotides. RefSeq names its product protein phosphatase 1 regulatory subunit 3C-B. Gene Ontology annotation, molecular function: glycogen binding; protein phosphatase 1 binding. The transcript has 3 exons. The record is from RefSeq and is a predicted model, not a curated record. Gene Ontology annotation, cellular component: protein phosphatase type 1 complex. The coding region runs from base 2052 to 3128 and encodes 358 amino acids. Gene Ontology annotation, biological process: regulation of glycogen biosynthetic process. NCBI's taxonomy places the organism in Eukaryota, Metazoa, Chordata, Actinopteri, Siluriformes, Ictaluridae.
CUUGGGUCAUUUAUCAAAAUUUGCAUAUUCACCAUAUAUAUGACAUGCAAAAAUCAUCCAUUUACCUAAGUAUUGUAAUUCGGAAAUGUUUAGAAUAACUACCUGUGCAUUAUACGGUUUUGACGCACACCUUCCAGCCAAUCAGAGUCGAGUAUUCAGACAGACCAUGGUACAAUGUAAGUGAUAGUUGCGUUCAUGAAGAUAAUUAUUGCGGUGUGUCUACAUUUGUCUGGCUGACGCUUAAAGAAGAGUGUCCCAACAUGCAUAUGUAAUGUGUCACUUGGGGUGGUGACACAAAUCUGUUCCACAUGACGUUCAUGAUGAUUAUCAUCUAUAAGCCAUUUCAUUCUCCAGCAGUGCCUCUGGGAAGACAAGUGAUAAAGGUAAUUUAGGUCACUCAGUAUUUAUUUUUGAGUGAAAUAAAAACUGGGUUUUACAGGAGAUUAGUGAAACACAAUAUGAACAUAAAACAUAUUAAACCACACUGUGAGACCUAAAGAACAGUUUCUGUUGUGCAAUACCAACACCAACACCUCUCCUUCAAGGCACCCGUGGGCACAAAGCAAAUAUGAGCUCAUCACUUUUUAAAUGCACUUUCCAACAACGCUCUGUGUCGAACCCCAUCUUUCUGAAUAUCUGACGAGAUUUGAAUAUCUUGUUACCACAGAAACAAUGUGCAUUUGUAAGGAGUGGCUUGGCGUGACAGCAAUCUUAUACUCACACACCCCAAUUUGUCCUCUCACACUCACACACACACUACUCCCAAAAACUUGUUUUACGACUGUAACAAUCUUUCCACAAAAUCAAGGUCCAGCCCUGGUCAUCCCAGUCCCCUGACUUGAAGUCCAUAGAAAACCUGUGGGGUGAACUGAAGAGGAGAGUCCACCAGCGUGGACCUCGAAAUUUGAAGGAUCUGGAGAGAUUCUGUAUGGAGGAAUGGUCUCAGAUCCCUUGCCAUGUAUUCUCCAACCUCAUCAGGCAUUAUAGCAGAAGACUCAGAGCUGUUAUCUUGGCAAAGGGAGCUAGCACAAAGUAUUGACUAAAAGUGUGCCAAUUAUUGUUGCACAUCUAUGUGUGCAAUAUGCAGUAUAUACUUUACUGUAUUACUCUAUAACAUGCUGUACUAUACUAUGUUAUACUAUACUGUGCCAUUGUAUAAUAUGGUAUAACAUACCAUAUCAUGCACUGUGCUAUAGAAUAGUAUGCUAUCAUACACAAUGAUGUACUAUGCAAUACUAUACUAUGAAUAUAUUACUAUAUAUUGGAAUGCAAUGCCAUACUAUGCUGUGUUAUGCUGUGCUACUGUAUGUUAUGCUGUGCUAUACUACACAGCACUACAUUAGACUAUGCCACACUUUACAAUGAUGCACUGCUAUACUAUGAUGUGUAUUAUAGUGCUCUAUUCUACUAUACUAUACAUUGCUAUAAUGUUAAGCAAUAAAAUGCUAUGUUAUGGUAUACUAUACUAUGCUAUAUUAAUAUAUACUGAAAUGGUAUAUUAUGCUAUUGUAUUGUAUUCUAUACUAUAACAUGCUAUGGUCUGCUAUAUUACUAUAUGCUGGGAUACUAUGCUAUACUAUAGUUUAUAGUAUAUACUAUUAUAUUUUGGUGUCAUAUGCAGAAUAUAAAUUUUAUAUACGUAUAUUUUUAUCUACAAUUAUUUUCUGCAGUCUGAGGACUAUAUAUUUUUUUUAAACUGAUUAUAUGAUCAUCAAGCACAGUUAAAACAUAUUGAAAUCUGUUUAUCAUGUGUGUUAAAGAAUAACAUUUUCCUAUACUCCCAGAUUGUUAGCAUUCCUGGUAACCUGGCAACAUUUCAGAAGGACAACAUGUACCUCCUAGUGAUGACAUUCUUUAAACUCUUUUUCAGGGUGGUGUUACAAUGCACUUUGGGCUGUACCAUAGGCACAUUAGGAAACAUCCAUAAUCAUGAGGCAUGCUGUGUGACGCUUGGACACAAUUCAAAACAAAACAGUGCGCUGACAGACUCGUAUGGUAGUGUAAUGAGAGGAUUCAUAAGAUAAAGGCACAAGUUAAAUUCAGAAACACAGAUGACCAAAACAAAGUUGUUGCUGAUCAGCAUAGGCAUUGGAGGACAUUUAAGUGAGAAGACGCUGUUUUUUGCAAACACAGGAAUGAGCGCUGCCAAAGUCAUGCCAGUGGACCUGGCCAUGCAUAUGUGCCUGAAUCGCCACCCUUCAGUGGAACAACUUUUGGGAAUGUCCACGCUUAGAUCCCAUCGUGCUAUUACUAGACCAAGCAUAUAUGAUACUCUGCGGUCCAAAGCUUCUAGAUCCCCCCAGAUUCCUGAAUCUCCGGUGAGCCCCGUAAAUUCUAUGAGCACUUUUGGGACACUCAAGAAGAAAAAAAGAGUGGUAUUCGCAGAUGAUAAAGGACUGGCCCUCACUGCAGUCUGGAUCUUCAAUUCAGAUCCACCAAUAUCCGAUGAAGAGGAGCUUUCUUCACCUGUCAAGCAAGAGACUGAUUUGUCUGUGCAAAGCAAGAAGCCUCGUUUCCGGUUGGGGUUCCCUCAGCCUUCUGCUGAUUUACCAUCAUUCCUCGAAAAACUGGCAAAAACUCUGGUGCAUCUGGAGAGCUGCAGUUUGGUGUAUGGAUCACUGUUCGGAAAGGUGAGGGUCUGCAAUAUCAGUCCAGAGAAAGCUGUGCAUAUUCGCAUCACGUACGACUCAUGGAGGAGCCACCACGACAUCCCAUGUACCCCUAUCCAACAGAACAAUGAGAAUUCAGACACAGAACUGUUUUUCUUUAAUGUUCCCGUCCCUUCCUGUCCUAACACACAGGAUCGUCUGGAAUUCUGCGUGUCCUUCCGUCCUGGAUCUGGCAACACACUCUGGUGGGACAGCAAUGAUGGACAAAACUAUCGAAUCCUUGUGGAGGACGUGAACUCAGAAGAAGCAUCCGUGGUCGAGAAAAAACCCUUGAGGCCCCAGAUCUUUCAAAGUAUCCAAUCAGUGCGCCUGAGAAAUGGUCCACCUUUAUAUAGGUCAGCAAGUCUUAGCUCACUCAUUUCCCCCAUGAAUAUGAUGAAAACCUCAAGUAGGCAAUGGAACAUUAUCCCCAAAAGUAAUUCACCCUCUUAUUCUAACAGUGCUGACAAAUACUUCUAGCAUGAGUGGUGGGUUUUGUGUAUAUUGGUCCCUUAUCAUUUUCAUCGUCCUCCAUGUUGGAUGAAUUUUGUCUUAAACAGACAUCAAGAAGGAGCAAAAAGACUGACAGACACCCAUGCUUGUGCUAGUUCUCUCCACUCCAACUCGCCCAUUUGAGUCAGUGACAAGUCAGUGGUGAAAGAGUGAGACAGAUGUGUCUCUCUAGAGCUUUGUGUACCUGUAUAUCAGAUGAGUAUCUGUUAUGUAAACAAGCAUCAGCACUUUCUCAUCAAGGUCAGCCAAUUUCAAGCUGUGAGGGUCUUUCACUGCUUGUGAGAUAGUUGUACUAAGACAGAUAAUUAAUGAAGCUGCAUGUGUGAAAUGCAUGUAAUAUAAUUGUUUCAAUGUUUUUAAUCUAUAUUUAUUUAUGACAAAUCAAUAUUAAAGGCACAAAUAAACAUGUAUUUAUGUUUGCAUGAAGCAAACUAUACUACAUACUAUGUUGCUAUACUAUGUUAUUCAAUACUACACUAUGCUAUGAUAUUUUAUACAAUGCUAUGCUAUGUGAUUCAAUAAUAUACACUCUGUGGCCAAAAGUUUGUGGACAUAUAGUGUACUAUGCUAUUCUAUACUAUGAUAAUACCAUGGUAAUAUGAAUUCUAUACUAUACUUUUUCAUACUGCAAACAUAGAAAAAAGAAGGUCAUGAUUUCUUCAGCUAUCCUUUUGGGGAAAAGCUAAAGGUUCAAUGUAGAAAACCCAAACAUUAGUGUUUUCUUAUUAGAAAGGUUUCCAGAAUAGAACGCUUUUAAGAAGCUAAGGACCCUUAACUGGACAAAGUACUGCUCAAAUAACCCUUGAAGAUCUAUUUUUCUAAGAUUGUACUACAUGGAAUCGAUUGUAGUUUACAUUUUACAGCAUGCAAUACACAAGUAUAAUAAAUAGACACAUAAUUCUACCUACUGCAUCUAUAUUUUUUUAUUUUUAAAAUAUAUUCUAAAUAACGAUACAUACAGGAUUCCCUUUGAUCAUUUAAUCUACACUGCUUUUCAUGCUGCUGCAGUCUGAGGACAAUAUUUUUUUAAACUGACUACAUUGUCACCAAGUACAGUUAAACCAUAAUUUAAUCUUUUUACGAUGUGUUAAAUAAUAAAAUAUAGCUUUAUCGGCA